AAUGAUCAUGUGUGACGAUUUAUUACAGAUUAAAUAAUAUAACCAAAUCUAAAGUGUAACCAUCAAUUAUAUUUGUUUAUUAAUUUCACAGAGUUUUAUUCGUAUAUAUUUUAUUCUGGCACAAAGUGUGUUGCCCAGUUGGGGCUUGAGUUUGGCGCUAAAUUUCAGCUGUUGCUUUUUUUCUCUCAAAUGAAGUUGAUUGCUGCUUUGGAAGCUACUGCAGAUCCCAGAGUUACCGAAACAUUUACCGCUUGGAAUUGGCGUUAUGGAAGUGUCGGAGGAAGAUUUCCUGGAAACUUUAACUUCUCUCCUGGCGGAAAACGAGCCUGAGAUCGAGACGGAGGAGCUGGACGGCGCUGCAGCGCAAGACGCGGAGGAAGACCUGGACGGCCUGUUCGAUGACGAUGAUGAUGAGGAAGAGUAUGACGAAGGGCUUGAAGAGGAUGAGGGAAGCGGAGCGGCACAGCAGGGCACCUCUACUCUGUUCGGAGAUAUCAAAGACUUGGAGGGAGAGGAUGAGGAGGAGGGACAGGAUGAGGAAGAGCGGUCGAGUGAGCCAAGCAGCAACGUGUCAGGGGAAGCAAACGACGAAUUGAUGAACAAAUCCAAAGAGGAUCUGGCAGCCGAGCUGCAGCGCAUGCAGGAGCAGAUGCAGAGGCUGCAGCAGCAGCUGGAGGCCACGCAGGCGGCCGCCGCCACCCCAGGGGAUGGAGCCCCUCCCAAACCAAAGCCCUCAGCACAACCAGAAAAGCCUGCAGCCCCCACCGGGAGGACAGCACCCCCUGCUGUUCCACCUGUGCCACUGAAAAACAAGAAGAGGACAGCCCACCCGCCCAAACGCUCUCCUAAAGAAGACAUUGAGAACAACACUGUGGGACAGAGUGACAGCUGCUCUCAACCUGUGAGGGCCAAUAGAAAGCUGAACAGCAAGCCGCAGCCGCCACUUCCACAGGCCACUCCCCCAGUCCAGAAGGCUCCGCCCAGGCCACCUGCUCCACAUGAUGCUGCCGUGGAGAAGUUCUCUGGACUAAGGCUCAGAAAGCCGCGUGUGUCUUCAGUUGAAAUGGAGCGCAAGAUGGCCGACCGCAGGCUGAUCCGGCUCUCCCAGUUACCGGACAGGCUGGCCAGGGAGAAGCUGGAGGAUAGCGACUGGGUCACCUUUGCUGUGGUAGUCAGCAAGGCCACCCCACAGAGCAACAGCAGUGGCAAGACCUUCAGCAUCUGGAAGCUGAAUGACCUCCAUGACCUGGAAGUGUACGUGUCCCUCUUCCUGUUUGGGGAGGUGCAUAAGGAGCACUGGAAGACGCACCCCGGCACCGUCAUCGGCGUUCUGAACCCCAGCCCUAUGAAGCCCAAGGACGGAUCGGACGGGGUGUGCCUGUCCGUGGACCACGCCCAGAAGAUCCUGCUCAUGGGAGAGGCUCUAGACUUCGGCACCUGCAAGGCCAACAAGAAGAACGGGCAGCUGUGCAGCCAGCUGGUCAACCUGCACGAGUGUCAGUACUGCCAGUACCACGUGAAGGCCCAGUACAAGAAGAUGAGCGCCAAGCGGGCCGAGCUCCAGUCCUGCUUCUCGGGGAAGGUUCCGGGCAAGGCGCAGGCUGGGCGUGGCAGGGGCGGAGCCAGCCUGAAGGAGCGCCUGUGUCACACGGGGUUCCACUACGGGGGCGUGUCCUCAGCGGCGUGCGCGGCCUCGCUCACUGCUUCCCAGCCGAAGAAGCCCAGUCAGACCACGCUGAGCAGCCUGUUUGUCAGAGGGGCUGACCAGAUCGUCAGCCAGGCCAAGGGCAUCGCCAUGCAGGCUGGUCAGGUGUCAGGCUGCACUGAUGAUUUCAGAGGUCUGCUGUCCUUGCCUACCCCAGGAGCCCUGAACCUGAAGAGACACCUGUCUCACGCCAGACCCUCAGGUUCAGCAAGCGUUGAGGUUCAGUACAUCUCUGCCUCCCAGCUCCUCAAACAGCAGAAACAGCGGAUGCUGGAUUCCAGGAAGAUGCGAGCUGAGGAGAUCGAGAGGAGGCGAGCUGAGGAGAUCGAGAAGAGUGAACAUCUCUGCUUCUUAUUCAGGAUCCUGCAGAAUUUUGGGAAGGCUGGAGCUGACGCCCCCCACACCCCCACUCUAGGGCGGGGCCUUGCAGAGGGAGAGGACGUCCUGUUCUUCUUCGACCGCACCCCCCCCCCUCCCCCUCCCUCUCACAGCCUCCCGGCUGCUAAGCUGGCUGCCUUGAAGAAGCUCCGGCAGAAGGGCGGGGCCAUCGCCAAAGAGGACCCCAACGCCGUUAAACGCAAAAGGCCCAACAGCGCCGACGUCGCCGCCAAGCUGGAGAGCAGUCUGCAGUCUCCCCCGGGUGAUGAGGCGGGGGCGGAGCCUGAGGAGCCGGCCCUGAAGAAGCGGCGGGAGCAGCUGGCCUACCUGCAGUCCGACGAGUUCCAGAAGAUCCUCAAUGCCAAGUCCAGACAUGAGGGGGUGCUGCAGGCGGCAGAGAUUCAGAUGCAGGAGCAGUACUUUGAUCCCCUGGUGAAGAAAGAGCAGAUGGAGGAGAAGAUGAGGAACAUCCGAGAGAUGAAGUGCCGAGCCGUCACCUGCAAAACGUGCAAGUACACCUACUUCAAGCCCCUGGACCAGUGUGUGGAGAAGAAGCAUGACUACCACUGGCACGACGCUGUCAAGCGCUUCUUUAAGUGUCCUUGUGGCCAGCGAGCCAUCGCCCUGGACCGCCUACCUCACAAGCACUGCAGCAACUGCGGCCUGUUCAAAUGGGAGAGGGACGGCAUGCUGAAGGAGAAAUCGGGCCCGAAGAUAGCGGGGGAGCUGCUCUUGCCCCGCGGAGAGGAGCAGCCCAAAUUCCUCAGCAGCAUGAAGUGACGCCCAGGUCACGUGACUCAAGUGUCGUCACCCUCCGGAUCGUUGUCCCUGUGACACGGUUUUGACGCCGUUCUCUGCGUCUGUGCUGUUCAAAGCCUCGUUAAGGUCGACGCUGCUCUUACUCGAUUAUGUCAACGUUUUAGCGUUUUAAUUCCUGUGAAUGUUGCGUGUGGCAUGAGCUGGCAUUUUUUGUUGUUGUCAGUAUGGAAAUAGCACUGAGACUUUUUUUUGCCUUGUUCUGUCACUGCUUAAGAAUUGGCAGUGAAGGCUGAUCUACCUCUAACUACGCUGCAAGUUGCUGUUGAAAGUGGCUGCUUCUCAGAGCAUUAGGAGCAGUGAUAUGUCAGUUGCCAUUUUCCGUUAGGCCAAGUUUUAUGUGAAGUGGAGGUGGCGAGAGCACUUUUACCUGCUGUUGCUGUUGGGCCUGUUCUGCCUUGUCUCGCCGAAGAGGUACUAGCCUCUCUUUCACCCAGAUCAUGUCAUACGGGAAAUAAAUAAAUGUUUAAAUCUAGA
Molecule: messenger RNA, 3376 nt
Organism: Anguilla rostrata (American eel)
Lineage: Eukaryota; Metazoa; Chordata; Actinopteri; Anguilliformes; Anguillidae
Gene: mcm10
Product: minichromosome maintenance 10 replication initiation factor
Exons: 20
Coding region: 266-2863 (865 amino acids)
Biological process (GO): DNA replication initiation; DNA replication
Cellular component (GO): nuclear replication fork; nucleus
Molecular function (GO): DNA replication origin binding; single-stranded DNA binding
Source: RefSeq, a predicted model, not a curated record